Messenger RNA from Spea bombifrons (plains spadefoot toad), 2147 nucleotides. RefSeq names its product secreted frizzled related protein 5 (gene SFRP5). The transcript has 3 exons. Gene Ontology annotation, molecular function: Wnt-protein binding. Gene Ontology annotation, biological process: canonical Wnt signaling pathway; negative regulation of canonical Wnt signaling pathway; non-canonical Wnt signaling pathway. The coding region runs from base 122 to 1066 and encodes 314 amino acids. Lineage: Eukaryota; Metazoa; Chordata; Amphibia; Anura; Pelobatidae. The record is from RefSeq and is a predicted model, not a curated record.
UGAUUUAUUUUUUACAGAAAAGAAAGCAAAACAGAUUUUUUUUCAAGCAUUCAUGUAUUAAGUUUGAGAUUUUUCUUCUUUUUUUUUUUUGUUCGUUAACUAUCCAAGCUUUGGUGCAAUCAUGCGGUUCCAAUGGAAUAUCAUAGCCUGGGCAAACUCCUUACUUCUUGGCUUCAUCGUCUGGGGCUCUGCAGAAGAAUAUGAUUACUAUAGCUGGCAGUCGGACAAUUUCCAGAACGGACGCUUCUAUACCAAGCAGAGCCAGUGCGUGGACAUCCCUACAGAUCUCCAUCUCUGCUAUAACGUUGGCUACAAGAAAAUGAGAUUACCUAAUUUGCUUGACCACGAGACCAUGCCUGAAGUGAAACAGCAGGCUAGCAGCUGGGUUCCCCUGCUGGCAAAACGAUGCCAUAGAGAUACCCAACUAUUCCUGUGUUCACUUUUUGCUCCAAUUUGUUUGGAAAGACCAAUUUAUCCGUGCCGGUCACUUUGCGAGGUGGUGCGAGACAGCUGUGCGCCUGUCAUGGAAUCCUACGGUUUCCCUUGGCCAGAGAUGCUGAACUGUAAUAAAUUCCCCCUCGAUAAUGACCUCUGUAUCGCAGUGCAAUUUGGCAGCAAGCAAGUCACUCAACCCCCAGUCACCAAGAUCUGCACUCAGUGCGAAAUUGAGCAAAAAUCGGAAAAUAUGAGAGUACAAUUGUGUGCAAGUGACUUUGUUCUACGGAUGCGCAUUAAAGAGGUGAAGAUUGAGAAUGGAGAUCGUAAGCUCAUAGCGGCUCAAAAGAAGAAAAAAGUUCUAAAAGCUGGGAAGCUGAAGAGGAAAGAAUUCCGUAAGCUUGUCCUCUACAUAAAGAACGCUGCAGGAUGCCCGUGUCCCCAGCUCGAUAACUUAAGCGGCAGCUUCCUCAUUAUGGGUCGGAAGGUGGACAAUAAGCUUCUUCUAACUGCUAUAUACAAAUGGGACAAAAAGAGCAAGGACAUGAAGUACGCUGUGAACUUCAUGUUCUCCUAUCCAUGCUCCGACACCAUCUCCCAUGGUGGAUCACACGUGGGAUCUUUUCGCUAAAGCUGCUUUUCGAGAGAACUUAUGUGCCACCCUUUCCCAGCCUUACCAAAUGGAUUUUAUAUUUUAGUAAUAGCAGUAACAUAGUAUACUCGGCUUAAAAAAAGAAAGAUUACUAGGGUGGUCAAGUUGAGUGGUACAGCUGACAGGGUGAAGAAUGUGAGUUUUUGAAGAAGAGACCUUGUGAAUUAAGAAAGAAUUGUGAUGUGGAUCUUCGUCUGAAGAAUAUGUUAAAACACAUUUUGUAAGCGGUUCAAGAAGGCGACUGAAACACUAUGUUUAUAGUUCCAACUAUGUCACGCUUGUUGAAAGCAUUAGUGUUCUUAGCUGAAAUGUAUUAAGUCGCUAGCGGUAUAACACACGAGGUUCUUACAGACUCGUGGUUCACCCGUGACUGGGCAACCUUAUUUUAUUAUAAACUAUCCUCAAUAGCAUAUCACAUUAGCAUACCGUAAUUCUUUGUAAGUACAUUAUGCAGCUGUAUGGAGAAAUUUUCAUCUUAAAUCGUUGUAUAUGGUAGGUUUUGAUUCAUGGGUUAGCAUAGAUGACAAAUGGACUCUGUCAUGCAGAAGGUCCCAAGUGUAUGGGUUCUUGGAACAAUCCGUGGCCAAGCAGUUAGCAAAUAUAUAAAUGUUUAGAUAAAAAAUAUUCUAUUACCUAUUUUUUUUUCAGACUUGUGCGUCACAGUAAACCUCUCCGUGCCUCUAUGCCCUAGCAUGUAUAUCACAAAUAUAUACAUAAACUUAUUUGUUGGAUGAUAUGAGAAUUUAAAAUGCUCUUAGACUGCCUUAAAAAAAAGUUUUUAUGCUUUGAAGACAAUUUGAAAGAAACGAAUGUGAUUAUACCGGGGUACGUGUAUCUAAAUAGUUAAAAAUAAAAGGGUUUUUUUCGGAUUAAUUUUCUAUUUGCGUAUGGAGCAGUAGGGAAUUUGCCAGUUUAAUACGCCAUGUCCACAUCAACAAAAUAAAGUAGUAACUAAUAAAUAGUUGAAUUAAAAUAUGAAAAUGGAAUAAACGCGUACAAGUGUUUAUCUCGCUGUGUAUCCAGAAUACAAUUGUUCCCCGGUAAUUCACUUCAGCGAAAA